AUGAACGAGUUCCUUUUCUUUAUUGUGUUCCCGAUGGUCGGAGUCCCUCUUAUCACGUUGGCAAUAGCGUGGAUCGAGCACUUCGUCAACAAAUUCCGCAUAUGGAUGUUCGUCCGAACCACCGAUGCCCUUGUGAAGGAUGUCGAAACCUACAACAACAAAGUGAUUAAUUGGAAGAAAGAGGUGACCGAGCUCAAGGAGCAGGUGUACGUGGUAGGGGCGGAAUUACCGGUUUUGGAAAACCGGCUGCUUACGAUUCUACGGGACACGCCAACCUCAGAGCAAGCUAAGGCUGCGCACGACGAGACAGAGAGGUUGAAAGAUAGGAUACGUGGGUUUCGACAGAAGCUUGUUGUUUUAUCGAAGGACGGACAUUCUCUUAGUGCGAUGCACAUGAACCAAAUUGAUAGGCUGGCAGCCCUUCAGCAAAGGCUAAACCAAUGGCGUGCUUAA
This is a messenger RNA of Penicillium samsonianum, 453 nucleotides long. RefSeq lists its product as uncharacterized. The transcript has 2 exons. The record is from RefSeq and is a predicted model, not a curated record. NCBI's taxonomy places the organism in Eukaryota, Fungi, Ascomycota, Eurotiomycetes, Eurotiales, Aspergillaceae. The coding region runs from base 1 to 453 and encodes 150 amino acids.